AUGUGGCCCUCCUUCAUGUGUGGUGCAGGUGGGGCCCUGGACUUUUCUGAGGCUGAGCUUCCUACUUGGACAGUGAGAGCUGGGCCUCGCUGUGGGACCCAGUGGGAUGAGCCACGGCAAACCCCAAGGUACCUUCUUGUAGAGCCGGCAGACAGCAACCCCUCGUCAGGGACCUCGUCACCCUCCCAGCCGGGCACCAUCACCCCAGAGGACCUGGAACUCCUCCUGGAGGAAGGGCUGGCCAGCUCUGAGCCCUUGAGUCUGGAGGAGAUCUCGGAGAGGUAUGAGUCCAGCUGCCUUCCGUCCACCACUUCGGUCCCAGAGCAGGACACCCACAAGCGCUGGAAGCAGCUGGAGCUGUGGGUGGCCGACCUGCAGGCCGAGGUGGUGUUGCUGCGGGGACACAAGGCCUGCUGCGAGCGUACCACACUGAGCCUGCUGCGGGAGCUGCUGCAGGUGCACGCCUGCUUGCAGCUGCAGGACUCAGAGCUGAAGAGGCUGCAGCAGGCGACUCAGGCCCCCGAGAAGGAGACUCUCCAGUUCCUCAGCCUGCAGAACCAGAACCAGACGCAGGCCCUGGACAAGAGAUUGGUGGAGGUCCAGGAGGCCCUGACCCAGAUCAGGAGGAAGCAGGCACUCCAGGACUCUGAGCGGAAGGGCGCCGAGCAGGAGGCCAGCCUUAAGUUGUCUGAGCUGACCGAGAAGCUGAAGCAGGAGGAAUGGGACCGGGAGGUGGCCUGUGGAGCCCUGGAGAAGAGCCAGAAGGAGGCCAGCCAGAGGGUGGACCAUGAGGUGGCCAGUAUGCAGGCCCAGAUGACCAAGCUCAGGGAGGAGAUGAGCCUCCGCUUUCUCAAGAGGGAGGCCAAGCUAUGCAGCUUCCUGCAGAAGAGCUUUCUGGCCCUGGAGAAGAGGAUGAAGUCCUCAGAGAGCGCACGGCUGCGGGUGGAGAGCGGCCUAUGGGAGGAGCUGGAGAGCAAGUGGCAGUAACUCCGGGAGCUGGACGCAGAGCGCACGCGGGCCCUGCAGGGGCAGAGGCAGGAAGAGUGCCACCUCCUGGAGCAGUGUCAGGGCCUGGACAAGGCCGUGGUCCAGCUGACCGAGUUUGUGUGUCAGAACCAAGCAUCGCUGAGCCACGUCCUGCUGGCCGAGCAGAAGGCCUGGGAUGCUAAGGGGCAGUUGGAGAAUAGCCGGGCCAGGGAGCUGGCUACCUCCCUGCAGGAGAGCCUGGAGGCCAUGCAGCUGGCCAGCGAGCUGGCCCAGCAGGAGAUGCACAGUGCCCUGGAGCUGGUGAGGCGGCGGGGCCAGGGCCGGGCCCGCAGGGUUCCCCGCCUGUGCAGGCAGGUGAAGGACAUGAGUGACCACUUACUGGCCCUGAGCUGGAGGCUGGACCUGCAGGAGCAGACACUGAGCCUGAGGCUGUGUGAGGCACAGAAUGAGUGGGGAGUUGCAGAGCAGCGAUGGCGGGAAGGCCUGGCCCGGUGUCGAGAGGAGGCCGAGGCGCACCUACGGGAGGCGCAGCAGAGAGUGGACAGCCUGCCCUGGCAGAUAGAGGCCGUCGCCGACAGGUGCAUCCUUCACAAGAGUGACUCAGACCUCAAGAUCGCCGAGGCCAAAGCCAGAGAGUUCGAGGGCGAGGCCGUGAGGCAGGAGCUGGCUGCUCUGCUGUCCUCUGUGCAGCUGCUCAGAGAGGGCAACCGCGGGCGGAAGAUUGCCGAGAUCCAGGGCAAGCUGGCCAUGUUUCAGAACCAAAUGAUGAAGUUGGAAAGCAGCAUCUAGGACAACAAGACCAUCCAGAAUCUCAAGUUUAAUACAGAAACCAAGCGGCGCACGGAGGAGAUGGCCACUCUGCUGUCAAGCGUGAUGCACAUGUGGAGCGAGGUGGGCCGCCCCGACGCUAGGCAGCAGGAGGUCCUCAUGUCCCUGGUGAGGCAGCAGGUCUUCAUCAAGGACGUGGCCCCCGACGAGGUGGUCCCCGUGAACCACUGGGGCGUGUACCAGGCCGUGAGGUGGCUGCGGUGGAAAGCGGUCCUCAUGAAGCUGGCAGCCUGGCGGAGGCCAAGGGCGGUCUGGGAGAAGCCCCUCGACUAG
Molecule: messenger RNA, 2088 nt
Organism: Mesoplodon densirostris (Blainville's beaked whale)
Lineage: Eukaryota; Metazoa; Chordata; Mammalia; Artiodactyla; Ziphiidae
Gene: CCDC154
Product: coiled-coil domain containing 154
Exons: 18
Biological process (GO): bone mineralization involved in bone maturation
Source: RefSeq, a predicted model, not a curated record